AUGCCUGUGCUCAGAGAUGAUCUAAAGGUGAGACUGUCGCUGGAAUAGGCUCGGAUGCGGCGAAACUCGCGCGAUAGAUCACGUAAAAACAUCUGUCAGAAAAAGCGAUGACAGCCAUCGAUACAAGUUCACCAAACACGAGACAUAACCUAAACCUAGAAAUUUGAAGAUCGGGCUAAGCAUUACGUAGAACGUAAUUUUCUUAAUUAAGCGAAAAUGACUGCGACUGGUGGCAAGAAGCGUAAAGUUUCUAAAAAGAACAAGAAAGCAUGGCGUAAAUAUGUGGAUAUGGGUGACGUUGACAAAUUCUUGGAAAAUACCCGGCUAGAGGAGAGGUUAGGUUCGUUUGCUGCUCGCGAGAAUUCAGAAUUGUUCGUUAUUUCUGCGACAAGACCAGUGCUUUCAAAGAAACAACGUAGGGAAUUAUUGAAAUCAAAGGAACCAAAGUGCUUUAGCAUUUUGAAACCUCACACGGCUGUCCCAGAUCCAAUAUCGAAAAGAAAUCGCGUAAGGACCAGAGAAGAAAGAAGAGAUUCCCGAUUGCGAACCAAAGAACAGAGGAGAAAUGCACAGAUUUUAAAAAAGAGAGCUAUCCAAACAUCCCAGGAAUUGCAAAAUAAUAACAACAACGUAAAAACAAAAUAAUUAUAUACCUUGUACGAUAAUUUUACAUUUCUGUAUUUCAACUUGUGAUAGAACUGAAAUUAUAAUUUAUUUUUUACUGAACUUGUAAUAAUAUGUUGUUAAAAGCAAUGACAACGAUAAAUGGAAUAAAACACAUUUUGUAACCUAUAGAUAUUGAGAAUUAUUUAACUCAA
Frieseomelitta varia is the source of this 818-nucleotide messenger RNA. RefSeq names its product ribosome biogenesis protein NOP53-like. Gene Ontology annotation, cellular component: nucleolus. Gene Ontology annotation, biological process: ribosomal large subunit assembly; rRNA processing. Bases 217 to 645 code for a protein of 142 amino acids. Gene Ontology annotation, molecular function: 5S rRNA binding. The record is from RefSeq and is a predicted model, not a curated record. The transcript has 2 exons. NCBI's taxonomy places the organism in Eukaryota, Metazoa, Arthropoda, Insecta, Hymenoptera, Apidae.